Molecule: messenger RNA, 3186 nt
Organism: Ceutorhynchus assimilis (cabbage seed weevil)
Lineage: Eukaryota; Metazoa; Arthropoda; Insecta; Coleoptera; Curculionidae
Source: the annotation of a GenBank genome assembly
AGGAAGGAACAUAAUAGAAGCAGGCAGGUAGCAAAACAUGUCUGAAUGGUUACCUAGCGUUGUUCAAACAUAUUAGGCACAAGCAAUAACUUAUUGGUAACGUUUUAGAGCCUAUAACAAACAACACAAACAUUGAGAUAAGGGACCUGCUUUGUUGAACCAAAUAGAACUUAUCUUAUCUAUUUUUACUAAACGAAUUUAAUAUGUAGGUGAGUGUCGUUCGUGAAAAACUGUCUGUUGCUUAAUAUAGUUCAGGACGAAUUCGCUGUUAUGGAAUGUUUACCGGUGCUUUCUGUGCUAGUGACCUUAUUAACUUUUUUGGAGCAUUGCCAUUGCCAAACAAGUAUCGCUAACAAUGUAGCAGAAGGUCUCCUAGACUGUUACAAUAACACCGCUCUACCAGGAAUUACAAUAGCCAACGAAAGACCUCCAGCUACAAUAAAUUUAUUAAUCGAAUACAUAAGAAAAUUGGAAGAUGCUAACCCAACAAUAUCUACCCGAGUACUUUCAUAUCUUAUAUUACAGAGAUUUCGACAAGAUGGAAUUUCAAGAACGGAUAGAACAGUAGAUGAAAGAUUUGGCGUGCCAUUUUCGUCCAGCCGAACAGAACGUUACAAAUUUAGGAUUUUAUUACAAUACUUACUUCCAAGCGCACAAACAACUCUUAAUAUGGGGGAUCUCACUCCUUUUGAAAGGUGCUCUCUCCAUUAUCUAAUAUCCAACACCAUAGAUGAUCUUAAAAGAGAUAAUGAAUCUUUAGAAUGCUCCAGAUCAUCCAGGUAUACUUCAAGAAUUUUUAUGCGGCGUCGUAGGAAUGUAAGGGAAGAUUUGGAAAACACAGAAUUAAUUAAUCAAGACGUAGCAGGAGGGCGACUAGCAGCUAAUCUGGGUAGAAACGUGAGUCAGUGUCCGAUUGAAUCGGGUGUUGUUUAUUCACAGUUUGGAACAAUGAAAGCGGGAAACGUACUCGCUGGUAUUGCUACUGGUCUUAAUCAGGAAAAUAUACAGAACGGUUUAGUCGAUAAUAGAUAUGCUAGUACAAUCAUAGGUGAAUUAUGUGAAGCAUCAUUGUUCCAAGCAAAUCCAGAUGUUUCCCUCGGUGCUUCAGGAGGAUGGAAUAGUACUAUAAAUCCAAAAUAUUUCUUCCUGCAAAACAAUAAUUUACUUCAAGCCACAGAUGCAGAAUUAAGAGGAGCUUUAGACGGUCUAUACUUAGGUUUAAAGAUGAGUAACUUCACAAGUACCUUUUCCGAUAUAAGAAUAUCUCAACUAAUUGAUAUGUAUUAUUCCCCAUUCGAAAAAGGAGUUUUUGAUAGUUCAUUCAAAGCUUGCAACAGAAAUGUUCUUUAUACUACAAUGACAUCAACUGAAACGAUGAGAACGCAGCUUUAUAAUUUUAUGCCAGUUUUAAAUUUAGCCGCUAUUUCCGGAGUAUCUUUGAGCAAUGCUUCCUUUGAAACGUUUUCUAACUCAGGGAUUUCAGCAUUUAACACUUAUUUACCUAAAAUGGUGACAGAUGACUUUGGAUGUCGAGGAAAUACUACAAUUGAAAGAGUUGUCACCGAUUUACUCAUCUUUAUCGAUUCAAGCUGGCAAUUUAGCACCAUUCAACCUGUUCUUUCGUACGUUUUGAAUAACAUUGAUGUUAACAGGUACCAAACCAAGUACACUUUAUACGGCGGUACCAGCUUGAGAAAUUUAACUCAAAGUGGUACCAGCUACUUAUCCGAGUUUUAUUUGAGAUACAACGAGACUGUACAUUCGAAUGAAACUUCUGGUUUUGAUUAUGUAACAAUUUUCCAAACUGUGGAGAACUAUGGAUAUGAAAAGUUGAAUAACAAUACAUACACUGGUGCAGAAUCUACCGUUGUUUUACUGGUACCCAAAACAGGCUUGACAGAUGAUCAAAAGAAUAUUCUUUUACAAAGAAAAGAAGUAUUCAAUAGAGUAUUACCUGAUAUCAAUUUCCUGGUGCUUGGUAGUGGCAGCCCCAGUGAUUAUAGUACAAUAGUAUCCAAUACAAACAAAAAUGCAAUAACUUUAACUGAAACGACAUCUGAGGAAAGUUUAAAAAUGACUGGACAAAGUUUGGUGACAAGUAUUAAGGACGUUCCAAGAGCUAUUGUAAAUCCAUCAUGUACAUCGCAAUUUACUGGAGCAUCGAGCACAUUCUACAUAAGAGAUUAUGUUGAACCUAGAGGUGCAAACUACUAUAGAAUUUCGCCAAACUAUUUCUAUUCCGGCGGUGAAACUAGAAAUCUUAGAAUAAGAGAAGAGGGAUAUGGUACAAUUACGGUCUGCUUAUCAAGGGACAAUAGCAAGCCAGAUAGUUCAUCAAACAACUGUAAGACUCUUACAAGUGAGGAAUACGUUAUUGACAUCACCAGUUACUGUAGUGACUAUACUGUUUCGACUUGCCCGCCAAUUUAUCUAUCAAUUACUGGUGGAAAUUCGAACAAUAAAUGCAACAAUAUCCUAUGCCGUUUCCCUGACGAUUUAAGAUACGCUGUUUAUAUGGAAAAUGUUGGAUGCGCAUCUGGAUCUAUAAUUGCAACAGCCAGUGCUCUUUUAGUAUUUUUCGUUUUUGCUUUAUCAAGGUUCUCGUAGAUUGAAUUGAUAGCCUUGUUGAUGUGUCUUGUACAAAUUAAUUAUAAGAUGAAAUACCUGAACGCAGCACUUAACUCACAAUAACAAAUAAAUUAGACAAAAAUCUGUAAAGGUAGUUCUUCUUUGAAAUGUUUCUCAAAAUUUGGUACUUGCCAUUUUUAUACAGUUUUGACAUUAUUAAUAUUAAAAGUCAAACAACUGGAAUAGCUCUGUUCCAACCGACAUGAGAACCGUUCUAGAACGGUAAUUUCCAGUCGAUAAAUUCAUUUGUCAAGUAGGAUAAACGUUCAACUUAUUGAAAAAUAGGUGGGCAACUGGAAAUUACUGGUUUUGGAACGGUUCUCAUGUCGAUUGGAACAGAGCUUAUAUUGUCUUCAAAAAUUCGAUUUUUGUUGUAUUUUUUUUUCAAUAUUUUAUAUUUAUUCGUGUAGAAAUAUUAGUUUAUAGAUUUUAUAGUAUCUAAUGAAUAUUUGUAUUGAGUUUGAAUAAAAUGUAUACAUUGUUAUUUGAAUUUCAUGGAUUUAUAAUCAAAGCGAUUUUUUGUUCAAAAUAACAUCCGAAUUUUUUUCCUUUAUUUUG